Molecule: messenger RNA, 1785 nt
Organism: Fomitopsis serialis
Lineage: Eukaryota; Fungi; Basidiomycota; Agaricomycetes; Polyporales; Fomitopsidaceae
Exons: 3
Coding region: 1-1785 (594 amino acids)
Biological process (GO): protein phosphorylation
Molecular function (GO): protein kinase activity
Source: RefSeq, a predicted model, not a curated record
AUGGCGGACUGCGUUGCGAAGAUCUUUAGGAGGCAGCACAGACUGCAUGUUUUUUCGGUCUUCAUCUGCAAGGGCCAGGCUCGCGUCAUUCGCUGGGACCGUGCCGGUGCCAUUGUCUCUACGCCGAUCGACUUUCGAGAGGACCCGUCGUUGCUCCACAAGGUCAUCUGGCGAUACGCGUGUAUGACCCAAGAGCAGCGUGGCUUCGAUCCAACUGUGGUUCGGGCCACCAAGAAAGAAAUCACUGGUAUGUGGGGUUGCAACGCGCCCAAUGGGUGGGCCGACCUGUGCCGUCACGCCGCACUCGGGCAGCCUGGGUGGCCGGUCUACAAGAUCCGCAUGCAGCCCGCCGACCUCGUAGACGAACGCGAGCUGCAGCCCAUCAUCGACGACAUCCAACAAGUUGAGGACGCCUAUCACGGCGAUGCAAGUGCAUCCUCAGACCAGGCAUGCUUUAUCGUUGGGAAGCGAUAUUUCGCCACUGAUUCUUUCAUGGGACGAGGAACGAAGUGCUACAUCGCCUACGAGGUAUCGCGCAACCGCCUGGUCUUUCUGAAGGACUACUGGCGCUCUAACACCCACACGACGAACCCUGAGGGCAAGGUAUUAAAGGAGUUGAGGGCCGCUGGUGUACAAGGCGUGCCCACGCCUGUGGCCGAAGGAGAUGUGCUGUCAACGUCGGGCUGUGUGCAAACGACGCUCACGCAGGCAUUGCUGCCGGAAGACGAAAACACCAAGCGUCGACCCGCAGUGCAACAUCAUUAUCGCUUGGUCAUUGAGGAAAUCGGUCGUCCUCUAGACAAAUUGACCAACGCACUCGAAUUGGUCGGAGCUAUCUAUGAUGCGCUCGAAGCGCACAGGCAGGCGUGGGAGAAACAAUACUUGCACCGCGACAUCAGUGUGGAUAACAUUCUCAUCCUCGACUAUCGCGACGAGCCCGGUGAAUGGCAGUUUCUGGGUAUCUUGAUCGACUGGGAUCAAUGCCAGUUCGUGAAUUAUCACAAAGGGAUAUCACGUCCUGGGCGCGCAGGAACGUGGCAAUUCAUGUCUGCUAGGCUCCUCGCCAAUCCUGACAAGGAGCACGAGGUAUCAGACGACAUCGAGUCCAUCGUACACGUUCUUUGCUGGAUGUGCCUUCGGUUCUUCCGACACAGCUUUACCGGUGCACCUAACCAGCUGCGACUGCAGGUGGCUGCUAUGUACGAGGGAUACGACAUUGGAAGGGAUAACCGAGAGAUUGGCGGCGCCACGAAGAACGGUCACAUGCUAGCGGGAUCCACUGGUUUCAUCCUCAAAGCCGAGGGCAGCCCCCUCGGCGUACUCCUCGACAACCUCGCUUCGAUGUGUCAGGCACACUAUCUGGCUUUGAAAGCCCAGGAAAGCAAGCCUAAGCAACACUCCGCGCCCGUCACAAAUGGCGCCAUGUCGGCCGCCAUAUUGACCCGCGUCCGUAAGAAUCCUACAGUUCUGGAGGCCCCUGAAGCCCAGCCGUCAGCCCAGCCAACACCAUCUCUGAAGCUCUCCGAUCACACUGCCAUCCUCAUCAUCGUUGGUAACGCCCUGGAAACGGGAGCUGAGUCCUUGACGUCGCUGGAGAUGACGGAGGACCAGUUCGCCGCCUUUUACAAGUCCCCGGUACAGCAACGCAAUCGCGAGCGCUCGAGCCAAGUGUCCUCGGGAUCAAAGCGAGAGUUGGAGGGUCCAGCACAGGAGGGAAGGUCUAGCCGUUCGAAACGAGCCAGGACCGCGACGUCGGGAGAAAUAUCGUCGUCAGCCGAGGAGUGA